GGACUGAGGUGCGGUAUGAGGACCACCAAGUGCCAGCUGCUGGUGACCAGCCUCUGUGUCAUGGGCUGUGACACCACUGCAGCUCUUUCACAACUCAGCAGCUGCCUCCAAGGAGAAAUAAAAGGUCGCUGCUGGCAGAAUGGGUAGUUCUCAGCAAAAAGGUAUUUGCUCCUGUCUCCUUGGAGCAAAAGAGAGAGGAUGGCCACACUGCAGUCACACUUGCUACUGGGAGGGUGGUCGACUGAAGCUGCUGGGGCUGUCCAUUGCCACACUGAGCACAGUCACCCACUAUGGGCUCCGUUUCACCCUCAUCAGCAACAUCUCCCUGGACAGCAAUGCCUACAGGGUCAUCCACCACACAGCUUUCUACUUUGGGAUCUGUCUGAGCAUGACGCUGAUCCUGGCAGCCCUGCUGAGCUCCGCCGCCACGGUGCGGGAAUCGCAGUGCCUCACCGCCAUGGGAUUUUUCUGUUUUGCUUUGGCCUUUUGUGGAUUGAUCCCAGCUGCCUGCUGGAGAUACACACACAGCACAGAGGUGGAAGACAGCAUGAUGGAUGUGUAUGAUUUUGUGUACGAGGAGGUGAGGAGGAACACCUCCAGCUUCAGGAGGCACGAACUGACUGCCAUCCAUGAAGCAUUCCUGUGCUGUGGGAAGCACUCUCCUUUUGGGGAUACAAGCAAUGUUGAGAACAAGAUGUGCCCACCCAGCCAAGUGCACAAUGAAGGACAGGACUGCCUGCAAGAGAUCCAGGACUUUCUGAAGAAGCACAUGGACUUUGUCUUCUCGCUCCUGGGCAUCGCCAUUGGCUUCACGCAGCCUUACCUUGGAUAUGUUGCCUUGGAUGUGUUAAUCCUGAUGUGUGAUACACCAGGCAGAGUAAGACAAUGGUUUAUGGGAUGAUCCUAACUUCAUUCCUCUGGUUCUCCAUCCACUUCAGCAGCAACCUGUACCGGAAAGGCAAAUAUAUCCUACGGGAGAGGUAGAAACCUGAUGCCUGGGCAUCCCUACCAGGCAGAGCCAGCUCUUGGCACAGGAAGAUGUCUGAAGUCACCCACAAAAUGCCCUGGGAAGGUAUUGCGUGGGGUCAGCUGAUGGGAUGUGUGUCACACAUUUCCCUUUCCUGCACUACUACUGGGCUCAGAGAUGCAGAUUCCCUCAAUGGGAGACGUACGGGCUGUGGCUCCACAAGAAGGAUGUAAAGAGUUCUUUACAACCAAAUGGAGAGAAAGCCCAGCAGAAAUCACAGCAUUAAACCAAACUUCUCUCGUGCUGUCAUCUGAGCAGUUCCCUGUGACCCUCAAAGAUACAGUGUUUCUAGGAAGAUGGCUUUGGAUCGCAGCCCAGUAUCAAUGUUGCACUAUCAGUAAAUAAGUGACAGGGAGUAUGUCACCACGGAUGGAAACGUGCUCUCCCAGCCUGGACACUUGCAAUGAUUAACUUUGGGCAUGUUUCUGAUCAUGCUGAGGUACAUAGGCAUCCAAUGACUGUCAGCUAGUUUUCCCAUUUUCAACCAUUGCCGGAUUUAUAGAACUUUUGGUAGAUGUCAGGACAAAAAAGUCAGAAGAAAGUGAAUGAACUUUGAAACAACUGACCAACAGAAGGACAUAUUUCUCUUUCAUUCCUCCUUGCUAAUGCAAUACAACUUUUUUUUUUUUUUUUUUUUAAAUUCUUAUGAUUGAGUCAGCCUUCUAAAUCUUGAUGCCAUACUGAAUUCACAGGGGCUUGUUAAGCUGCACCUUGAGUGCUGUGUCUAAUUCUGGGCCCCUCAAUUUAGGAAGGAUGUUGAGAUGCUCAAAAAUCUCCCGGGAAGGGCCGGAAGGAUGGUGAGGGGUCUAGAACACAAGCCUCUAUGUGAAGAGUGGCUGAGGGAGCUGAGGUUAUUUAGCCUGGAAAAAAAGGAGUCUUGGGGUAACCUUAUUCCUCUCUACAACUCUCUGAAAGGAGUUUGUAGCCAGGUGGUGGUCAGUCUCUUCUUCCAGGCAACCAAUGACAGGAUGAGAGGACACAGUCUUAAGCUGUGCCAGGGGAAGUUUAGGCUAGACAUUAGAGACAAAUUCUUCACAGAAAAAGUGAUUGGGCAUUGGAAUGGGCUGCCCAGGGAGGUGGUGGCAUCACCGUCCCUGGAGGUGUUUAAAAAAAGAUUGGACGUAGCACUCAGUGGCAUGGUUUAGUUGAUAAGGUGAUGUUAGGUCAUAAGUUGGACUUGGUGAUCUCCAAGGUCUUUUCCAACCAGGCUGAUUGUGUGAUUCUGUAACUUCCAGCCCAGCUCUAUGUUUAUCAGGCUUUCCUAACCCACUGUGCUCCUGUGGUAAAAGGACUUUGAUAUUACACACACAAACAGAAGUUUAAAUCUAUAAGAGAGCAGGACAGAUCUCCAGCCAGGUUAAACAACACAAUGUCCAACUCCACGUCCUUUUUACAUCACCUUAUCAAUAAUAAACAGAAUUUGUAAAAGGCUGUCAGUCUAGCUGAAACAACAGCUCCCUGGCAUGCUUUGCCCUCAUGUUCAGGAGGCAGAGCUGCUUCUGAGCUGAAACCUAUCAUUGCAAUGUAUGUAGCACCUGCUCUAAAUUACACAGCUCUGUGAAAUGUCUGUUGAACCAGCAACAGCUUUCAUGCCUCUCAUACAUAGUGUCUUUUAGUCAUGAAAAGUGGUAAGUGGUAAUUGUUUACUGAGAUAAACAUGGACGACCCUGUGCUGAUGUUCAGUCCUGGCCCUCAGGCAGGGGCUGCUGCAUGUACAAGAACAGCAGUACAGCCUACAGCACCUGGCUGGCUUUUUAACCUGGGCUGAAAAUACAUUGCAUUGGAAAGAGUUGUGUUGUGGAGGGCUGAGGGAGAUCUGUCACUUCUCAUUCCAUGCCUGUGGAACCAGCAGAGCUUCACUGUUGACUUCACUGGAAGCAGGAACUGUCCCAGUGUAAUAUUCAAGCUACCUCCUGGCAGCCACCAACACACCUCAGUCUGGCAGGGAAUUGGGUGUGAUAUGCACUUCCCAGCAUAUGCACUUUCUCCUGGGGAAGUAUUCACUUGUAUGUCUAUAUGUAUCAUCACAUAUAUUGUCUCUUUCCAGAGAUCAAUCUCCCUGGUGAGCUCCAGCUGCUCCUGUCAGGCCACUGCUAUUGUUAUUCCUCAGGCCAGCUGGCAGCUCAUAUGACUCAUGGUUGCUUCAAUAAAGAUUAAUUUCUUGCAAAAGGCCAUCAUUCC
This is a messenger RNA of Poecile atricapillus (Black-capped chickadee), 3208 nucleotides long. It is a transcript of the gene TSPAN32, whose product is annotated as tetraspanin 32. The transcript has 10 exons. Gene Ontology annotation, cellular component: membrane. Bases 140 to 901 code for a protein of 253 amino acids. The record is from RefSeq and is a predicted model, not a curated record. Lineage: Eukaryota; Metazoa; Chordata; Aves; Passeriformes; Paridae.